AUGUGCGGGGGUAAGAGGCCCUCACCUGACGUGUCCGGGCCUUUCCUCAGGGCCACCCCAUCUCCUCCCUCUGUGCACCUGUCUCCAGGACCCCAAGACCACUGCAUUCAGGAGAACGUCCUUCCCAGUGUGGGCUCUCAAGAUUGCCAGUGCUGGGUUUGUGCUGAGCUGGAUUUGCAGCUGCAGGGAUUGGCCCCAGCCUCUCGGGUUGACACCUCCUGGGAGCUGUCUCCCACUGUUGGCCACUUGUUCCUGGGCCUAGUGCAAGAGAAGCCAGAGCCCGUGCCGCUGGAGAGCCGCUCCUGUGUCCUUAUCCGCCGUGAUCUUGUGGCCCUGCCUGCCAGCCUCAUCAGCCAGAUUGGUUACCGCUGCCACCCCAAACUGUAUUCAGAGGGCGACCCCGGGGAGAAGCUGGAGCUUGUGGCAGGCUCUGGGGUCUACAUCACACGUGGCCAGCUCAUGAACUGUCACCUCUGCGCAGGGGUGAAACACAAGGUGUUGCUUCGGAGGCUCCUGGCCACCUUCUUUGACAGGAACACGCUGGCCAACAGUUGUGGCACAGGCAUCCGCUCGUCCACCAGUGACCCAAGCCGCAAGCCACUGGAUAGCCGAGUCCUGAAUGCCGUGAAAUUGUAUUGUCAGAACUUCGCCCCCAGCUUCAAGGAGAGUGAGAUGAACGUGAUUGCUGCAGACAUGUGCACCAAUGCCCGCCGCGUCCGCAAGCGCUGGCUGCCCAAGAUCAAGUCCAUGCUGCCGGAGGGCGUGGAGAUGUACCGCACGGUCAUGGGCGCCUCGGCUGCCAGCCUGCCCCUCGACGCCGAGUUCCCACCCGCCGCUGCUCAGGCGUUCGAGCAGCGUCUCUAUGCUGAGCGUCGGAGUGAUGCUGCCACCAUCGUGGCUCUGAGAACUGAUUCCGUGAAUGUGGAUCUGAGCACAGCGACCAACUCCACCUUCGAGGCCAGCGAGGAGGCAGAUGGGGCUGGCUCUGUCAUCCAGGAGGUGGCUGCCCCCGAGCCUCUGCCUGCCGACAGCCAGAGUCCCCCGCAGCCCUUUGAGCAGGGCAGUGCCAGCUCCAGCAGGCCCCAGACGCCAGCGGCUGCAGUGACAAGAAGGCCAGAGGGCUCGUAUACAGGGACUUUGUAAGGAGCCUGGUGGCUCACUCGCUGGGACAGUCCUAAAGCUGCUUGCAUGCAUUACUAAUACAGACCAAUGUGAUCAAGCCACUCACCUACUGAACUGCUACGCUGCCUGACAAAAAUGUGAUUUUUAUUCUGCCUGUAUUUAAAACGGAUGAAGGAAACAAAUGCAUUCAUUAUACUGUAAACAGUUAGGCCGCUGGUCACCCACUGGGAGAAGGGUCCCAGGGCUCCUUUGUGAUAUUCCCCAGGUCAGCCUCCCAUUGUGGCUUCCGCUCCCCAUUCUUGGGGAGGGGUUUGAGGCUGCCAGGCCCCUGGUACCCAGCCCUGCUCCUGCCGCACCUGCCCUUCUUAUUCUGCCUGCCCCGGAAUAGGAAGUUGGGGGCCAGCAGAGGCUUGUGGUUGGCAGGGGAAGGCAUGUGACACUCCAUUUCUUGCCCACCGGGGCCUCUCUGGGGCAUUGGGGCAGUGCUGGGCCCUCAGGGGCCAAAUUCCUCAUUUUCUUUCUUCCUGGGAUGCCACUUGUGUGUGUGUGUGCGUGCGUGCGUGUGUGCGAGUGUGUGUGCAAAGACCAGUGACAAUGCCACAUCCAUGACUGUUACUGGUCACCUGAUGGGGGAGAUACCUUGUUCUCCUGCCAUAUCCAUGUCCUCGCUCUGCCCUACUGCCCCCAGCCCACCUGGAGCACCAGGAGCUGGCCUGCUGAACCCUAGGGCACCUCUGGCACUGACCUGACUUCCCACUAUCCCACUGGGUGGGGACACCACCCUGUGCCCACUGUGGGACAUGUGCAGUUCCUGCUGCCCUCGCAGCCCUCUGCCUCCCCAACCACUCUGGGAUUGUGCUUGUUUGGUAUUUUUGUUUAGUUCAGAUCUAUUUCAUCCGUGGUUUGGAAACUUUCAGACCCAAUAGAGCAGAAAACUGGGGAGGGGCAGCUUCCCUGUGGGCCACCUACCAUAGAUUUGGGUGAGUGCAUACCCAUGUCCUCUACCCUGGCCAGGGUCCACGUGCCUCAUGUUGGAGUCAGGGGUCCCAUGGAAGCUCACCCAGGAUGCAUGGAACCCAAGCUCACAGGGCUUGGGUGCUCUUCUGGGCAGGACACAGCCACCUGGACUGGGCUGGGCCAGGGUGCAGUGGCCCCUCCACCCUGGGCUUCUCACUCAUGCUAUGAGGACCUCGGUGGAUGCCCAGGCCUAGGCUGGAGCAGUUUGCAGGAAUGGAGCCCAGUGGGGACCAGCGGGUCAGGAAAGCAUGGUGGGGGGGGGCGGGGCAGCAAGGAGGGCUGAUAGAGGACGGGCUGGUCGGUUUGAGGCUAGAGGGCUAACUUUGAAGUGAUGUUUCUAAGUUUGUUCAAAGGGAUUGUGGGAAGUGCCCCUGGAGCCACUUGCCCAGUGUCUCUUCCUUGGCUCUUGUCCAGGACUACCUGCCUGCAGAGCCAGGCAGCUCCUGGGUGUGACCAGGGACCCCUAUUCCAAGACUUAAAGGGUGUGUUGCUCCCCUAUCCCUCCUUCCAUCCUGAGACCCAAACCCCUCUCCUGUGUGCACACAGCUGGGCAGGCUAUCCUCAGCUGGAGAGCCAAGUGCUAGUAGGUCUGAUAUGAGCCUAGGGUGUAGGUUAGACACCCUGCCACUGGGCUCCCCAGUGCUUCUGGCACUGUCCUCUCUUAUGGAGAAGUUUUGGGGAGACCUCACAGGAGGCUCCCUUCCCACACUGCAUCCAGCUAUAGAAUGUGCCUGCCUUCCAGAAAGAUCCAGUGGAUUUGGAGAGGGGAAGGAGAACCAUGUGUGGGGCACCUCACAGCUGGCCUUGUCCCCUCCACCUGCCCCUCAAAGCCCAAAUCCAGGGAGACCUGACUUCCCUGGGCCACAGGCAGCCAGUACAGAGGGCUUAACGGCUUCUGCCCAGAUCUAGAACCACCUGGCCAGAAGUGAGCUUCUCAUUGCUCCCAUCCCUAUCUUGGGCCCAGGUGGGUUGGAGUCCCAGGGGGCUCUUCAGUGACCUGAACCAAACCUUCCUGGUGCUGGGAGGAGGCCGGGGAGCAGUGGAGGGGUGAUGUCAUGCUGCACCCCAGGCCCCUCUGGAGUUUUCUUCAUCUGCUUUCCUCCCCACCCCCCAAAUUUGCACUUUAAUUUGACCAUCCCUGGGGACCUUUGGGAGAUAGACCCACCUGUCCUGACUGUAGACAGAAGGGCUUGCUCUCCCCACUCUCCUCUAAAGCCAGCAUGGCCCCCCUGCCCUGGACCAGCACAGGGAGGGUACCAUUGGCCCCUGGAGGAGACAGUGGCCGCACAGACGCCUGACCGCUGCUCAGGCUAGCACAAUGUCCCACGACCUCUGACCCUUAAUUGUUUAUAAUCGCCAUCUGUUUUGUUGUUCUGGGUAAGGAAGGCAAGAGCUAUAGACAAAACUUAAUAAUUAUUCAAUGUGAAUGGAUUCUGAGCUCCCCCUGCGCCCCGGGCGGGCCAGGCCGAGCGUUUUGCACUAAUGUGUCCCGCAGUGAACAAGGUUGGGAACGUGUAUGGCAGAUGACUGUACCUGCUGGGGGGGGGGGUGCUCCCUCUGCAUCCUGAAUUCCUGAAUGUACCGGGGUGGCGGGCCUGGGCUCGGAGGGGCCUUCCAGAGUGCCUUAGCAUCUUUUGAUCAUUUUUCCCAAGGAAAACCAAUUAAGAAAACCGGACCCUCCCCCUCCUUUGUUUACAAGUGACUAAUUCCAGAAUCGGGGCUGUCUUGUCCUGCCAGCGCGACCCUGACUCAUCCAGACCCUGUAAACGACAGACGAGCCACUCAGUAUUUAUGAGAUGUCUGCACCUUUAUUCCUAAGCUUGACUACUAGCAAUACGCGUGUACUAUAUAGAGUCUAUUAUAGAGCUAAGUUAUAUCAGCGCCUUUCCCAGGAGGACAGUUGGGACUGGACCGCGUUGGAGCUGCUGAGGCGGGUGGCCGGCCUGGGGUCCAGCCGCCACUCCCACCCUCCCAUACCCUUCCAGAGAGGAUGGCCCCCAAGGCAGCUGGGACGAGUGCAAAAGGUCCAGAGGAAGGGACCAGAGACAGAACAGAUACUGUGAGCUUGGAGGGGCCACCAGCUUGUCUGGCGGCCUGAGUACUUGAAUUCUGUCUUGUUUUCGGCACCGGGUCCGCUCACCCGAGUUCUCUGUGGUUGCUUAAGUUUGCAUCUGAUUUGGUGUCUUGCUUUGCCCCUGAAUGUGGAUGCAGCUGUGUAUGUGAGGCAGGUGGGGAGAGAGACCUCCGAAGUGUCUGUGUGGGGCGACUGCUGGGCAGGCCAACAGGGAACACUGGCUUGUGUGUAGAGCUGAGAGGAGGGCAGUCAGCAACAGGGCCUGUCCUCUCCCAGUGGACAUGGGUGUGCCUGGUGCUGACCCGGUUCAAUAGUUGGAACUUUCUAGACCCAAUGCCACCCUAGCCCCACCAUGCCCUGGUCAUGCCCGGCUUGGGUUCCCUUUGGAUGGUGUUUCUUGUGGAAGUAUUUUUGCUGAAGUAGGGAGGGCCUGUGGCCCAAUAGCCAACUGAAAACUCAGAGGGAAGCUGUUUGUCUCUGCCGGUGGUGAACCCUGUAUUCGACCGGAGAGCUCGGAGUGUCUGAGUUGUAACUGCUGCUCUGGAACGUGCUGCUGCCGUGAUUCCUCGUAUCAUCAGCCAGCCGGCUCGGCUCGGCUCAGCGAGGGAACAUGAGGGCCUGGUGCAAGGUGUUUCUGAAAUGGCAAAGGUGAUUUGCUUGUUUGUUUGUUUUGUUUUCUUGAAAAAGAAAAGGAAAAUUCUGCAGAAUCUAAAGCAUUCAGAUUGGACAACCUGCUUGUGUUCUGAUCAGUCUCUCCAUUGUUAGCGUUUUGCACUCGAUUGUGAUCUUUAUGUCAAAAGAAGCCAAAACUUGCAAUACUAUUUUUAGCAGACAAAAAAAAAAAAAAAGAACUAAGUAUAAAAUGUAUAAAUAUUUUUGACUUGAACAUUUGGGUGGCAUUGGGCACAAAUAGAACAUUCAUCCCUUCGACAGGGUGUUUGGAGAAAAGAGACUUAAAAAGAGAUGGUUGUUUUAAAGGAUCUGUCUGGGGUUAAAGCAGUACUGUAACUCGUGACUGUUAAAAUAAGUUAUGUUCCUGUGCUCUGAAGGGAGGGCUUCACAGAACCACUGAGUUAGAUUCAGCCGUGCAAAUGCUGGCUUUUGAGGGUUUUGUUGUUGUUGUUUUUGUUUUUUUUUAGGAGGAGGAAGCCUUGUUUUAUCCUUCCUGUGUCCUCCUCUCUUCCUCCCUGUGCUGUGAUGUCCUGUAGAGACAAGACUGUUACUUUGUAGCCAUGGCUGACAACAUUGUAUCAAUAACUAAAAACAGCAGCAAAGUCCUCAAGCACCAGGGAAACCCAAGGGCUUUGAGCGAGCAUGCUCAGAGCUGUUUCAGAAGGUGCAAGUCCACGACAAACAAAAGGCUGUCGUCAUUAAUUGUAAAGCGCUUUGUAA
Molecule: messenger RNA, 5605 nt
Organism: Castor canadensis (American beaver)
Lineage: Eukaryota; Metazoa; Chordata; Mammalia; Rodentia; Castoridae
Source: RefSeq, a predicted model, not a curated record